AAAAAAGUUCCAUACGUUUGCGCCAUCCAGUUCAAUCAUGGGGCGUAUAAGGAAGUUAGAUGCGGAAGAUUAAAGUACGGUGCAGCGUUGGAAAAGUACGACCUGGAUCAAAAUGCCCGGGACUAAAGUCUGCAUCUUGGGAUCGGGAAACUGGGGCUCUUCAAUUGCCAAAAUAAUUGGAUGGAAUGUCAGAUCAUCAAACCGGUUCAACCCAGUCGUGAACAUGUGGGUUUACGAAGAAAUGGUCAAUGGGAAAAAGCUGACCGAGAUCAUCAACACGGAGCAUGAAAAUGUCAAAUAUUUACCUGGUCACAAGCUGCCCAAGAAUGUGGUGGCUGUUCCAGAUAUCGCAGAGGCCGUAAAAGGAGCAAAAUUGCUUGUUUUCGUCACCCCUCACCAAUUCGUCCGCUCACUCUGUGACAAGAUCAAGUCCCACGUUGUGGACGGUGCCGUCGGCAUUUCACUCAUCAAAGGUAUCGACGAAGGUCCGGACGGACUGCAGCUCAUCUCGGACAUCAUCAGGAAAGAACUGGAAAUUGAGGUCAGCGUCCUGAUGGGGGCCAAUAUUGCCAGCGAGGUGGCAGAUGAGAAGUUCUGUGAAACCACCAUUGGUUCUACAAAUGAGGCCAAUGGACUUCUCUUCAAAGAGCUUCUUCAGACUCCCAAUUUUCGCAUCACUGUGGUGCAGGACAGUGACACAGUGGAGUUGUGUGGAGCGCUGAAGAACAUCGUGGCCCUCGGCGCCGGAUUCUGCGACGGCCUCGGAUUUGGGGACAACACCAAGGCCGCGGUGAUCCGGUUGGGUUUGAUGGAGAUGGUCGCCUUUGCCAAGUUGUUCUGCAGGGGCCAAGUGAGUUCCGACACCUUCUUGGAGAGCUGCGGAGUGGCCGACCUCAUCACCACCUGCUACGGUGGACGAAACCGUAAAGUUGCAGAAGCUUUCGUCAGAACUUCCAAGUCCAUCGCAGAGCUGGAAACUGAAAUGCUCGGUGGACAAAAACUGCAAGGUCCGCAAGCCUCGGCUGAGAUUUACAAAAUUCUACAGAAGAAGGACAUGGUCAACAUGUUUCCGCUCUUCGCGUCCAUAUACCUGAUCUGCUAUGAAGGCAAAGAGGUGAAACAGUUCAUCACCUGCCUUCAGAAACACCCAGAGCACAUGUGAAAAUGACAACAGUGCAUUGGAAUGUGCCUUCUGUGGAAAUUUGGGACAACAAGAGUUUGACAACAUUCAUGAGCUGGAAAGUGGAAACUCAUUUCAAUUUGAUAAACAAGAAAAAAAAUUUU
Molecule: messenger RNA, 1284 nt
Organism: Syngnathus acus (greater pipefish)
Lineage: Eukaryota; Metazoa; Chordata; Actinopteri; Syngnathiformes; Syngnathidae
Product: glycerol-3-phosphate dehydrogenase 1-like protein
Exons: 8
Coding region: 113-1162 (349 amino acids)
Biological process (GO): carbohydrate metabolic process; glycerol-3-phosphate catabolic process
Cellular component (GO): glycerol-3-phosphate dehydrogenase (FAD) complex; cytosol
Molecular function (GO): glycerol-3-phosphate dehydrogenase [NAD(P)+] activity; protein homodimerization activity; NAD binding
Source: RefSeq, a predicted model, not a curated record